AUGGCCCCUCAACAGGCACCGGCUGCAGCGGCUGCUGCUACUGCCGCUGGUGAUGAGGGUGACCGGACGCAGCGAACUGUCUCAAUCCACAUCCUGUCUCCUUCUCUCUCAGGCUCGGAUCGGUUUACACUUCACGGCGUGCCACUUCGGAUUACCGUCGGAGAGUUGCGAGGGCUCAUCGCCCAGUCGUUCCCGGGUCAUCCAGGGCCAUCGACCCAGAGAUUGAUCCAUCGAGGAAGGCCUUUGGUAGUUGACGGUCAUAGACUGUUCCGCGUCUUGAGUCCGGUUGAGGAUAAUGAGUUCGCGGUUCACAUGGUCUUACCACUCGAGUCGGCCGCUAAUGACAACUCCUUUACCUCCGGGACCGGUACUCGUGUUGGAGUGUCGAGCCAAUUUCAAGCACCCAUCGCAGAUGCCCGUAUUGUCCAGCAGAAUGGCGGAGAUAGCCUGCGAUUCCGUGGCGUUCCCCCGCCAGCCAAUACCCAUGAACAAAAUGGGCAGCAGCACAUUUGGAACGCCAUGGAUAAUGGGACCCCACAAGGCACAGGCCCACCUCCACCUUAUUCUGUGGGCAUACCCAGCCCAGCCGAUGUCACCUACUUCGAGGACUUGUACAGGCAAGUUGAAAGCGCAGAGCUCAGUCUGGACCACGGCUUCGUCCCCCAGCACGAGCUUAUGUACCAGCUACGAGUGCGGACCGAGAUAUUAUUGCAUCAGCAGGCCCAAUAUCAGGGGCACCCUCUUUAUGCCUCUGCCCAUGCACUGAUGCAGCGUGUCAUGGCCCUUUAUCGGCGCAUCGAUCAACUGCCCGCCACUCGUGACGACAGUCCAGGACCAUCGAGUCCCUUCCAGUCAAUUCCGCAAGUCUUCUUGGCCACCGGACCAGAUGGUCGUCAGAGCUUGAUUAUGCCCGCAGCCAAUGCAGCCAUCUUUCCAUUGGCUGUUCCCAUGCCCCAGGCUGGAAAUAUCCCCACAGCCCACACCGGAGACAACCAUGUCCAUCAUGGAGCCCCAGCCGGUCAACACCCGGGCGUCGGACAGGACAUUGUCCGCCAGGCAGUAAUUAACCAGCAGCGACGCCGCGAAGUCGAGAACGUUCCCGUCGGACAAUAUCUGCGCCGGAUUUGGCUCUUUAUUCGCCUGUACUUUUGCAUUUACAUGAUCAGCAGUUCUGGUACCUGGGCACGUGUCUUCCUCGUUGCUGGUGCGGUGCUGAUUGCUCUGCUGUCUGAUACCGAAAUUCCUCGGCGAUUCCAAGAAAUUCUCAUCACGCCCAUCCAGCGCCAUCUCGAAGGCCUCGCUCACCUAGGGGGGCCAGCGGAUCAGGCCACACAGGGUGCUGGAGGUCAAAACGCCGCGACUGCUCAGGCAGGUGGUAAUGCUCCUGAUACCAUUCAGGGCGAAUUGUGGAGCAGCAUUCGCCGCAUGGAACGAGCUAUCGUGCUCCUUCUUGCAAGUCUUAUCCCAGGUAUCGGUGAGAGGCAGGUGGAGGCACGCAACGCGGCUGAGGCGGAAGCCGAGCGUCUUCGCCAAGAAGAACAGCAACGCCUGCAGGAUCAGCAGCAGCAGCAAGAGGAGGCACAAGCUCACCCUCAGCCAGAUGUUGCAGGAGACCAUACGGGGGUAAAUGGUACCACCGUCAACGGCGAAGCUACUGGACAGCCACACCCAGAGCCACAGCCACAGCCAGCUGUUCCCGCCUAAAAAGGCAUAGUAUCUACCAAGACAGCUUUGUGUGAAUGAGUUAUGUAUGAAAACAUGUUGAAAGCUCCUAAUCUACCAGCCCUACAUGAACG
Molecule: messenger RNA, 1796 nt
Organism: Penicillium subrubescens
Lineage: Eukaryota; Fungi; Ascomycota; Eurotiomycetes; Eurotiales; Aspergillaceae
Exons: 2
Coding region: 1-1704 (567 amino acids)
Biological process (GO): endoplasmic reticulum unfolded protein response
Source: RefSeq, a predicted model, not a curated record